Molecule: messenger RNA, 3821 nt
Organism: Puntigrus tetrazona (Sumatra barb)
Lineage: Eukaryota; Metazoa; Chordata; Actinopteri; Cypriniformes; Cyprinidae
Gene: fam234a
Product: family with sequence similarity 234 member A
Exons: 13
Coding region: 252-1901 (549 amino acids)
Molecular function (GO): protein binding
Source: RefSeq, a predicted model, not a curated record
GAUCUGUCAGUCACCAAGGUUUGUUUUGAUCCGACAAAAGUGCGUUUUAACUAACUUACCUGGUUUCUGUUUGGUCAGUAAGAAAGAAGAGUUAAUUCAAACUUAGAGAUCAGGUUUAACAACAGCUCCUCUCUGACGCAGAACGCUCUGGAUGGGGAAAGAAGUGAGUUUGCAGGAGACCAGUAGGUUGUGACGUUCAGGGCCGCUGAACAUACAGGCUUGAAUUCAGUGGUGUGGAGUUCUGGUUUGAGAUGGCAGACGCGUCAGGGAAUGGUUUUGAGGCGGAGCCUCUGAAGGGUGGAGAGGCAGAAGGGGGCGUGUCUAAGAAGAAAAGCUGCACAGAAAAGCUGGGCUUGUCGCACCUGACAGGCUGGCGCACAGCUGCCUUCCUCCUCUCGCUCUUCCUGUGCCUGGCGGUGGUCUUCGCCUUUUCGUUCAUCCUUCCCUGCCCCGUACGGCCUCAGUACUCUUCCACCUGGAACCGGACGUUACCUGACGCAGCCUCCUAUGAUUUCCUGGCUGUCGAGGACACAAAUGAAGACAAAGUCUUGGACGUGUUGUUCAUCUACAAGGAUUCUGAAGCCAGCCGCAACACGUGUUUGAGUGAAGAUUUAUCAGUCCCGUGUCUGGUUUUAACGGCUGUUGAUGGCACUGAUGGGAAGACGCUUUGGGAAAGACCUCUAGCUGCUGAGUUAGAUUGGGUGGAGUGUGGCGUUAAGGGCCUUGGACAUCAAGGAACGGGAUGUCUGGUCGCUCACGCACACAAUCUCACUGCUAUCGAUAAAAAGACAGGUACGAUCAGGUGGCAGCAGUCGCGUUCUGCUGUGCUGAACGGAAACCUGCCGCUCAUCAGCAUUCAGGAUCUGAACUCUGAUAAAGCAGAAGACUUUGCCAUACUUUCAUAUAAUCCUGAAGAGGCGUCGCUCACACCCGUACCGAGUGAGCUGGUGUUUUUCUCGGGGAGCUCAGGAGAACAGCUCGGUAUAAAUGUGUAUGUUGACUGGAACGGGGUGUUUGGUCACCAGCAGAUCAAAACAGCCAGCGGUGCUCCAUACCUGCUGUUACUCACGAAAUCUGGGCUCCAUGCGGUCAGUUUUCGACAUCUGACGGAUCUGGCCGGUCUGGGGUCUGCGCUGAAGGAAGAGAAAAGCUGGAAGGAACAAUCGGAUAAAGACACUGGAUUGAUCUCCCUCUAUCCGUCCGAUUCUCUGAAGCGUGUGAUGGUUUUUCCUGGCAGUGGUUCUCUAUCACUGCUGGUCCAGACUGACUCCAGCGUGUCUCUGCUGCACACAGACAAGCUGAAGACCGCAUGGACCACCAACACCAGCACCCUGCUCAGUGUGCCGACAUUUGGGCAAUUCGACAAAGAUGGAAUUCCAGACAUAAUGAUAGAGGAAGACAUUGGCAAUAAAACCAAAAGAGUGCUGGUUCUCAGUGGGAGCUCCGGGGAGGUCCUGUGGGAGGUCAGUCUGUUCUUCUGGACUCCGAGUCCUCGUCCGGCGUCUGUCCUCACGCUGAACACCUACUCAGUGUUCAUGCUCUGGGGACAGAGUCAGAGUCACGGCAACCAGACUAAUAAGACGCAGUCAUCAUUCCUGCUGCAUCCUCGAUAUUCCCAACUUCUGCUUGAAAGAAGAAACCCUGCCCAGAGCAUCAUCUCUUUUAAGGCGAUGCUGCUGGAGCGAGGCCGCCACGCCGGUUACCUCGUCCUGACCGGACCGGAUGGACGGCGGCACGGAGACGCCGACGAGAGCGAGCCGGUGAUUUUAUACAAGCGGAAGAUCAAGGGGGACGUGCCGGAGAGCGCCGCGCUGAGGGUCGGAGCCGACGAGACGGCCGUGGAAGAAGCCGAGGUGAAGGAGGCCUUCUACAGGCUGCGCUUCAGCGACGCACUUUUCUGAAACGCUAAUCUUCAUCCCAAAGGUCAUGCAGGCCAAAACAAAAAGUGGAUGUCUGCUUUAUUUAUAGAUCUGUUAAUCAGAUCCAGUUUAAGCUGUGCUUGAGAACGAUGUCAUUAAAACCAGAGACACUUAAAGAAUACUAAACCAAAUCAUCGGGGUUUUGUCCCCAACACUACACAGCUGCAUUUAUUUUGUGGUACUUAUAGGUUUUGGGUUACGGUGCGCUAUUUUACGACAAUCAUAAACUACUGUAAAGCAUUUCAGAAUUUUUUCAUGCCCCGAGACAAUCAGGCGGUACAUUUGUUUUAGUAACAAUCAGGGAUUUCGUAUAAAAGUGAAUCUCGUACUGGGUCACGGUCAGCCUAAAGGAAUAGUUCACCUAAAGCUGAUGCGCUCACUCACGUUUAUUCAUCAGGUUUCGAGAAAUGUAGCUCUACGACGGAUGCUCUGCGGUGAAUGGGUGCCGUCAGAAUGAGAGUCCAACAUCACGUCCAUCAGUUAAUGUCUUGAACCGCUUAAACUCGCUAUGUGCUCGCAAGAAACAAAUCCAUCAUUAAGACAUUAAACCGGCUCCUGCUUAAAAUAGUCUAUAAAUCCAUAAUGCGAUCCAAAUCUUUACAUUAAAAUGCACCAACAUAUUUGUUUAGACCUCUUUUAGCCGGUUACCUGUGCAUGUUUCUCUCCAGAUUCAGAGCACAUGACUAUUUAAAUGGAGAAAGCGUGUGCGUAGUGUGACUCGUAUGCAUUGCACUAGCCACAAGCACUUUUUUUUUUUUUACAUGUUCUGCAUUUCAAAGGUAUUCUAUGCUAAAAUUACAUUUAGAAAUGACAAAUCCCUAAUGCAGAGAAGCCACUUCUUUGUCAUUUGUGUAGAUGAGCGCUAUCUUUCUUUCACUGAAGUCCUCUCUUCUGAUACAUCUUCAGUCAGAUCCCUCUCUGCGUGCAGCAGAGAAAUAUCUGAGAAUCUGCCCCGUGCCGCUGAAGGUGGCUUUAAUACAGCUAACUGAAAUUAAAAUUAAAGUAGCCCAGAAAGUAUGUACUGUAUCCACUAAAAAUGAUCAAAACAAAUGUUACAUUUCAACUGUAGCUCACACAAAAUCGUGCAGCUGUUCAUUAAGAUGUUAACUGCAGUCGUUCUGACGGCACCCAUCCACUGCAGAGCGUCCGUUGGUGCCACAUUCCUCCAAAGCCUGUUCCCGUGAAGAAGCAUAAGCAGAUUCUCAUUUCCGGAAAUGUCACAAAAACUGCAGUUGCCCCAAGACUGGCCUUCAUUUUCCUUUGCAGAAUAUAAUUUCCUGUUUUUUUUUAAUUAAGCAAAGGAAUGAGUAUUUCAUAUUUGCGGUGCCGUGUUGCUCCUGUGUCACAGGAUGCUUGCUUUCUUGAUGGUUUUGAGUCAAAGCAAAGUGUUUGUAAGCGUUGUCAAACUGCUGUUGUUAAAGAUGCACCUUUGUCGCUCUUGUUAACUCACUGUGCUGAUCUGUUAGCAGGGAGGACUCUUAUCACGUAGUGCUGUACAUUUAGUGCCUUAAACAGGGACCUGAAACCUCACAUCCUGUCCUUAUGCUGUUUUGAAUUAAAGCGGUGCUGUGGGUGUUUGAGGCAACGAGCAGAAGUGCACCUUUAGCUUCUCGUAGGAAAAAGUCAGAGCUUUAUGGCGUCUUCGGGGGUCUCUGCAAUCGACGGGAUGAUCAGGGGGGUCCGAAACCACCUUCCUUUGAAUCUAAAGGAGCCAAAAAUGAACGAGACACUGUGCGUUGAAUACAGUCUUGAAAUUGACCGUGCAUCAUAUAUAUAAUUACAGAUUUAUGAUUAACUGGUUUCGUAAACCUGUAGAUCAGGUCGGAAUGGAGCUUGUGCUGUUUUCUGUCUUUAUUUGAGAAUAAAUGAUUGCAUUGUGCAAUAAAUAAAAUGCCUUCAGUA